Molecule: messenger RNA, 912 nt
Organism: Zea mays
Lineage: Eukaryota; Viridiplantae; Streptophyta; Magnoliopsida; Poales; Poaceae
Exons: 7
Coding region: 141-626 (161 amino acids)
Biological process (GO): vesicle-mediated transport; intracellular protein transport
Cellular component (GO): membrane coat; AP-1 adaptor complex
Molecular function (GO): clathrin-cargo adaptor activity
Source: RefSeq, marked validated
AAGCGAGAAAUCAAACCGUUCGUGAUUCGUGAAGGCCUCAACUCUCCUUUCCUCUCGUGGGCGAUCGACUCUCUCCUGCGGCGGCGGCGGCGAUCAACGUCGACGACUACGGCCCACGAUUCUCCUUCGAAGCGCGAAUCAUGAUACAUUUUGUGCUCCUUAUCAGCAGGCAGGGGAAGGUGAGGCUGACGAAAUGGUACACUCCAUACCCACAGAAGCAGAGAUCCAAGAUCAUCAAAGAGAUUAGUACGCUCGUCCUGACAAGAGGCCCCAAGCUGUGCAAUUUUGUCGACUGGCAAGGUUACAGAGUUGUGUACAAGAGGUAUGCUAGCCUUUACUUCUGCAUGUGCAUUGACCCCGCUGACAAUGAACUGGAAACCCUUCAGAUCAUCCAUCACUAUGUUGAGAUAUUGGACCGCUACUUUGGCAAUGUCUGUGAGCUUGAUCUGAUAUUCAAUUUUCAUAAGGCGUACUUUAUAUUGGACGAAAUUUUGAUUGCUGGUGAGCUUCAAGAAUCAAACAAGAAAUCGGUGCUACGUCUAGUAACUACACAGGACGCUUUGGUGGAAGCCGCAAAGGAGGAGGCAGGCUCGUUGAGGAACAUAAUUGCACAGGCUACCAAGUAGAGCACUCGUGUCUUCUACAAUGAUUACUCACACCCCCACGGCAUGAUAGUAGCUUAAUCACUACCUUACGGGGCAGCAGCUUUUACCCCUGAUUUUUCCUCAAUAGUUUAUCCCCUCUUCCAUCUCUGCAUUUUGUUCAGAGGUCUGUUCUGUUCUGUCACUCUCUCUCUCUCUAUCUCUCUUGUUUUCCCACUGUACCACCUGUUUCGAGGGAAUGUGUUGUUUCUGCUCUUUUGCAUGCACAACGUUGUAUACGGAAUAAAAUAAUGCAAUGUUUUGGUUCCCA